This is a messenger RNA of Cryphonectria parasitica EP155, 282 nucleotides long. RefSeq lists its product as uncharacterized. The annotation marks the transcript as partial. The record is from RefSeq and is a predicted model, not a curated record. NCBI's taxonomy places the organism in Eukaryota, Fungi, Ascomycota, Sordariomycetes, Diaporthales, Cryphonectriaceae. The transcript is spliced from 2 exons.
GGGGCUUUCUGUUGUUUUGCUGAAAACUCUUCUCGUUGUGGGGAGUGUAUUUCUCUGGAUCAAAGCUGUGAUACUGGUUAUUUCUUAGCUUCUGCUGCGGGGCGUUUGAUUCGUGAAAAGCGCAAGGUUUUGAGCGAGGAGGCUGAGGCAGAGUCAGCAAACGCUGCUGCUCUACAAGCCUUGCUGGCGUCGCAGGCUCGUCUUGAUCGUGCACGGAAACAGCGAAGGCUGCUGGAGGAACGUGCUGCAGAAAUAAUUCAUCGUGGUUUCAAUUCCUUGGAA